UGGAAUAAAUACCCUCUUCAGACAUGGAGCACGUAACAUUGAAAAACAAGAGGACAACACUUGAAAGAGCAGACAAAUUUAUAUCUCCUAUCUAUUUCAAAGAUGUCAAUCUUAGAGGAAGGUUAUAUAGUGACCACCAUCCUCUGAAAUCAAUAACCCACUUUGCAGCAUCAGGUAGAAUUCCUUUUUCACAAGCCAUCAAAGGAAAAUUCACCAAAGCAGAGGUUGGACAGUCCUUUGGACCAACCUGGUCUACCCACUGGUUCUGUCUGGAGAUUGAGAUUCCAGCUGGAUGGAAGAAGGAGGAGAUACAUCUUCUGUGGAACUCAAACACAGAGGCCAUGGUGUGGCAGGAUGGAAACCCAAUACAGGGUCUGAGUGGAGACUAUGACAGGACCUCAUUCCCUCUGUCUAAAGCCAUGGGGAAAGACAAGAAAAGGUGCUCCCUGUACAUAGAGAUGGCCUGUAAUGGCAUCCUUGGUGUGGGUGGGGACUCCAUGAUUGGUCCCCCCGACAUGAACAGAACCUUCACCCUGAGUCAGGCUGAGAUAGCCAUAUUUGACAGAGAGGUGUAUGACUUAAUUUUGGAUGUGGAAACACUUCAUGACAUGGCAAAGCAUAUGACAGAAGAAACUGAAAGAGGAUACCAAGCGUUAUACACCGUGAAUCAUCUGAUUAACUCCCUUGACCUCAAUGACAGGUCUACAUAUGCAAAAGCUCAUCAGAUUGCAGAGAAGUUUUUUCAACAAAGAAAUGGAGAGAGUCAGCAUGUGAUGUAUGCCAUGGGACAUGCCCACAUGGACUCUGCCUGGUUGUGGCCGUAUGCUGAAACCAUCAGGAAGUGUGCCAGGAGUUGGUCAUGUACCAUCAGACUGAUGGAGCAGUACCCAGACUUCAAUUUCACCUGCUCACAGGCUCAGCAGUAUGAAUGGGUGAAAGACCAUUAUCCAGGACUGUACACACAAAUCAAGGAUUUUGUUAAGAAAGGCAGGUUUAUUCCUGUUGGAGGCACUUGGGUAGAAAUGGAUGGGAACUUGCCAAGUGGUGAAGCCUUUGUUCGUCAGUUUCUGUAUGGACAGAGAUACUUCAUGCAGGAAUUCAACAAAAAAUGUGCAGAGUUUUGGUUACCCGACACAUUUGGCUACUCCCCUCAGCUGCCCCAGAUCAUGAAGAUGUUUGGAAUUUCUAGGUUCCUGACCCAGAAAAUCAGCUGGAGUCUGGUCAAUAAGUUCCCUCACCAUACAUUUUGGUGGGAGGGGAUAAAUGGAUCCCAAGUUCUGACUCAUUUUCCUCCAGGGGAUUCCUAUGAAAUGAAAGGCAAAGUAGAGGAGGUUCUGAGAACAAUUAAGAAUUUCAAAGACAAAGGUCGCUCAGGCAAAAGUGUGUACUUGUUUGGUUAUGGAGAUGGAGGAAAUGGACCAUCAGAGGACAUGCUGCUAAGGAUGCAGAGACUGAAAGAUACAGAUGGCCUCCCUAAAAUACAACAGAAAACACCACAGGAAUAUUUCUCUGAUGUAGAAAGAGAGGAUCUUGGGAAUUUGUGUCGUUGGAGAGGAGAACUUUAUCUAGAGUUGCAUAAUGGAACCUACACAACACAUGCCAAAGUAAAGAAGAUGAAUCGUUUUUGUGAGUUUCGUCUCCAUGAUGUAGAAUUUCUAUCAUCUGUUGCUAACAUUCUGUCCAUGCAACACAAAGGCUCAUUCAAAUCCCCAACAAAUGAACUCCUAAGGCUGUGGAAGCUCCUCCUUCUCAAUCAGUUUCAUGAUGUCCUACCAGGCUCCUCUAUUGGAAUGGUUUAUGAUGAUGCUCAUCAGUACUAUGAUGAAAUAGUUACCAGUUGCCAACAACUGUACACAGAUGCAAUAACUGGUAUCUUUGAAGGAUCGGCCGGGCCUGACCCAUUUAGCAUGGUUAUAAACUGCAUGGGCUGGCAAAGAAAGGAAGUUAUUACCAUAUCAAAUACACCAACAGGAAGUCCAGCCAAGAAACAGAAGAAAUCCAAGGAAUUUGUUCAACAUGACGGGAAUGGGAACACUCUUGCCAUGGUAACAGUCCCAAGCUAUGGGUAUGCCCUGGUGAAACCAAUCAAGAGUGAUGACAUCUACUGCACUGCUACAAUGACGAGUAGUUCAUGUGUCCUACAGAAUGAGUCUAUCUGGGCAGAGAUUGAUCAACUAGGGAGGAUAACGACCUUACGAUUGAAUGCUGGAACAUUUAGAAAUGCAAUGAGUAGUGAGACCUUUGGCUAUGGUAACCAGUUUGUACUAUAUGAUGACAUUCCCCUGUUUUGGGAUGCAUGGGAUGUAAUGGAUUAUCAUCUAGAAACCAGGAAACCAAUUGUGACCUCUAUCAAGCCAGCAGAGGUUCUGGACAGUGGUCCUUUGAGGGUGUCUGUGGUCAUCCAGCUGAAGAUCAGUGACCAGAGCUCUAUAGAACAAGUGAUCAGUCUGGACGCUGGCAGUCCUUAUCUCAGGUGUCACACUAAGGUUAAAUGGCAUGAAAACAGAAAAUUCUUAAAAGUGGAGUUUCCAACAUCUGUACACUCCAUGAAUGCCACAUAUGAAGUCCAGUUUGGCCAUUAUCAGAGAACCAAUCAUAACAACACAUCCUGGGACUGGGCACAGUUUGAGGUGUUUGGACAUAAAUGGGCAGCCAUUUCUGAGCACAACUUUGGAGUGGCCAUUUUGAAUGACAGCAAAUAUGGCUAUUCCACAAGAGAUGGGGUGAUGAGACUAUCUUUGUUGAGAUCUUCAAAAUCACCAGAUAAGGAUGCUGACAUGGGAACCCAUACAUUUACAUAUGCUAUCAUGCCUUUCCAAGGAAGUUUUCAGUCUGCCGGGGUGAUACAGGCAGCCUAUGAAUUAAACAACCCCCUAGAUGUGCAGACUGUUAAACUUGGCAAGGGUUUACAAGAACCCAAGAGUUUCUUUUCUGUUGAUGACCCACAAGUCAUUUUGGAAACUGUCAAAAAGAGUGAAGACAGGGACAAUGCUCUGGUGUUAAGACUGUAUGAAUGCUUUGGAGGUCACACCAAGGUCAAGCUGACUGUUGAUCUUCCGUUCAAAAAAGUACAAAGAUGCAAUGGAUUAGAGGAAAUCCUGGAAGAAGGAAAGCCCUCUGACCUGCACGUUAUUGACAACAAUAUUUAUUUGUCUUUUAAUCCAUUCCAGAUUGUUAAUUUAUUGUUAGAAUUCUAAUGGAUAAAAUUAGGCUAUUCCUGUUAGAAUUCUAAUGGAUAAAAUUUAACCGUUCCAUAUGAAUUUUUUUUUAUAUAGUUAAAAUAUGUUAGAACAUUUGUAGCAUAUUGGAAAUGUCCAUUUGAUUAGAAGCUGCAUCUUUUGAAAAAAAAGUACAUAAACAUGCAGGCUCAACUCAUACUUUAAUUCUUUUUAUCAAGUUGAUCUAUAUCAUCUGUUCAAUUUGUAUUCCAUUGACUGCAAUAGAAUUGCAGCAUAGAUGACUUUGUUGACUGUGAAUAAAUUCUCCGAUACGU
This is a messenger RNA of Saccostrea echinata, 3493 nucleotides long. Its product is annotated as alpha-mannosidase 2C1-like. Lineage: Eukaryota; Metazoa; Mollusca; Bivalvia; Ostreida; Ostreidae. The transcript is spliced from 26 exons. Gene Ontology annotation, molecular function: carbohydrate binding; alpha-mannosidase activity. The coding region runs from base 24 to 3197 and encodes 1057 amino acids. Gene Ontology annotation, biological process: mannose metabolic process; oligosaccharide catabolic process. The record is from RefSeq and is a predicted model, not a curated record.